CAAUUCCUCCAAGAACGUCAUGUAUGGAAUGAGACAUUGUCGCUAAAUACUCCGAUGGGCCGUUUACCGAGCGCAGCAUGUCGUAUAAGAGGCGUGCCGACUGGGACGAUGAAGAGUUGGGCAGAACCCCGAAACGCCAACAAGUCGCGACUGGCAGUUGGAGAACUUCAUACGAGAGGCCGAAAGGACACGAACCACGUAUAAAGUACAAGCCGCAUGCGGACUCUGGAGUUGGCAAGGACUUCCACAGCGUACCGUAUCCAUUGACUCUGUUACCCAAGAAGACGUGGCAAGCUCUUAACAAUGGCGGUGCCAAGGGCGGAAUAUGUUCACGCUGCGGAAAGGACCGGCAUUCAAGUCCGUGGCAGCGGAAGCUCUUCCUCGUGGCCGAAAGGUUGAGCUGGGACCAGAGGACUACCAGUUCGCAGCAGAGAGAGCAGAAUGAGGUGGCGCUGUGGGCUAUCAACGCCGAGUUGGGCGUGUUUGAUCCUGCUGUGGACGAUGAUGAAGUCGUGAUCGGUGGGAAGCACAGCCGCAAGAACGAAUGGUAUCCAUAUCGUAACAAGGUCGAGGCAGAGAUGGCUCUGAGAAUGAUCGAAAAGGCUGACAUUCUUACUGAAAUGUCGUGGCCGCUAUGGAAGGCUCAGGCUCUUGCGGCGUCGGAACAUGCCGAGAAAACUGAUGGGACCAACGAUAAUGCAAGCACGUCGCAUCAAGGCGAAAGCUCGGCGUCUAUGAGGCAGCCGCUGGGCGAGAUCAGCUCGAAUUCGAGUCAAUCAUCGCGUGUAUCGCCCAAAGGCAAAGAAAAGCUUUCCACCACUUCAAGGCCAUCUUCGCCUGCUCAUGAGAACCAGCCAGAAUGCACCUAUAAGACCCUCGCAGACUUCUACGCACUGUUGGAUAAGAUUGAACGGACAUCUCACAUGGGUGCACGAUAUCUCGAGGCAUACGCUGAGCGGCUGCAUGCCGAGAUUUGCAAAGAUUGCUGGUUUCAGGACAUGGUCAUCGAUCUGUCCGAAGAUGAAGAUGAGGGGGAUGCAGAACUUGCCGCCGAGCCAGCAUCGCUGGGAGCGAAAUCAGGGCGGCCGAUCGACCUCACUGAUUCGCCACCAUACGCACAAAGGACUCCGGUGGCACUAGAUCAUGCGGUGCUAUCCUCCAGCAGUACGCCACAGAUGCAAAGCCGCUCAGGCGCUAGAAUGUCUAUUGACCAGCCGCGUGGACACAUUGGGGGUACACACGACCCUCAAGCCGGAGAUUUGAGAAGCAAAACGCCAGGGCCUUCGCAACUGGAGGCGGGAGCCAGAAUGGUCGCAGAGCCCAUGUAUAAAGCAAGUGUGGAGCAGCUUCGUGCCCAGCUGUCGGAGUGGUUUCUGCAGCAUUUCGCAGCUGAUGCCACUGCGCAAACGGAUCUGAGCGAUCUGUUCCGAAUCUACAAUGGGGAUUAUGUUUGCUGGCCAAAGUUGGGCAGUACGGAGUUUCUGCCUAUUCUGAUGAGAACCUUCCCCGGAUUGCGGUCAAAGAAUUUGGGCGACCGCACAACUGUAAUAGAGGGUGUUCGACCAGAGUCGCUGUACGCGAAAAGCGGAGUUCGCUCUGUGCAUUCCCGUACCGCGCUCGUGCAGCAAGUUGAGAAACCUGAUGCAUUCUCGCAGUGGCUCAGAACAUACUACGAAAAUGCUCCAGAAGUCGAAACACCAGGUACUGCAUUGGAAGAGACGUAUCGGUUGCAUUGCAAUGCGACAAAGGGCACCAGCCAAUUUCUGCUCAGCGAAUUCCUGGAAGACUUGCGCAAAGUAUUUCCCACUGCUCAAAUCAUCCUCUCGACACGGAUGAUUCGAAACAUACGCCUCAAACCUGUCGGCGUGUCAGCUGUGCAAACACCGCGAAUGGCAGUCCCCUCAUCCAUUAGCGCCCCUGCUGGAACUCAUGCCUCCACUGUCCCUGCAGCUGCACAAGCUAGUACGCAGAGCUCCGGUCAACAACAAUCUCACACCGAGAGAGUACAGAAUGCAGUGUCGCAGGCAUUGCGGGAAGCCAGUGAGUGGCUACGAGAGCAAUACGUGGUAGACCAAACAUGCGAAUCCAAGCGGAUGGAUAUCUACUCGGCAUAUCUCACUGCUUUCGGCUCUGACAAGACACGCGUCAACUUCAAAACGUUGAUGGAGCAGGUAACAAGUAUAUUCUCGACACCUUCGGCGUCCUGUCCGCCAUGCGAUUCGCUUGUCUUCAAAGGUCUCAAGCCAAAACAGCCCCGGCCUUACAAUGCCAAGCGUUGUACGCCACCUCGGGCACGGCACAUACCUUGGGCUUCCAACGCAAGCAGUGGCAACGACCGAGGCUCGACCGGCGCGACGGCGAGUCCACAAACUUCUGCUGGUGCUCAAACAUCCCGUGCCCCGGCAGCUGCACAAGAGAGUACAGAGAGGUCCGACAGGCAACCUCCCCGUUACGGCACGACACAAGAUGAAUCGGGGAAACCGUCGCAACAAGUCACAAAUUGGCUAUGGGAUAACUAUGUUGUCAAUCCUGCGGCAGAAGUCAAGCAGAAGGAUUUCUACAGAGCAUAUUCCCGUCGCUUUGACUACUUGGAACCCAGGGACUUCGAUAUGUUGAUGAAGCAUGUAGAGAUCACCUUUUCCACGCCGUGGGUCUGUUGUUCGACUUGCAAUACCAUGGUUUUCAAAGGCCUGAAGCCCCUAGGUUCACCACCAUCUGAAAGCAGGCGCUGCACACCGCCUCCAUCACAGCAGGUAUCUUCUUCCUCAAGAACAACCGCUGCCAACAGUCGGAUUUCAGCGAGUCAGGCGGUACCAUCGCGGACAGAAUCUGGGCCAUCCACUGUUGGUAGACACAAUCGCGAGCCACCAAACUCGAAAUUGUUGACCCAAAAUUGUCGCAAGUGGCUCUCGAAGUACUACAUCGCAGACUCAAGAGCUCCUGCAAUUGUAUCAUCAAAUAUCUGGCAGGCUUACCACGACCACUGCGCGGCACGUGAACCACCACAGCCUCUCAUGUCACAAGGAGAUUUCGAUGGACUCCUUUUGCAGGCGCAUUCAAAAGUGUCCAUGACUCGCACCGUCACCGGAACCAACAUGGUCAAUGGCAUUCGGCCUCGAUAUCCCCUCGAAGAACCCGAACGAACCUCAGCUUGGCUCUCCACCCACUUUAUCGCUGACGACGAUGCGGCAGUCUCAAAGGAUGAGAUCUGGGAGCACUACAAAUCUGAUUUCGAUCUCCCAAAAUCUGCGACGACACCCUUGAAGUUUGCGGAGUUCUUGCGGAGAGUCAAGAAGGAUUUCCCUCAGGUACAAACGCAGUAUGAUGACAGGACGUACAAGGUCUGCAAGCUCAAGGGAUUGAGAAGGAAGAGGCCUGAGGAGGCUUCAGCAGCGCAGCCAGUGCGUCAGACAGUGCGUCAGGUCGUGCGUCCACCGCCUCCGAGGCCGCAAGCGGGUCCAUCUACCGUCUCUCGAGAAGAUCUAAAGUUGGCAGCACAAACGUACCUGGAUACAAUGAACGCGAGAGGCCGAAAGUGGCUGCUGAAGCACUACAUCACAGACCCCAACGGCAGCGCAUUCCGUGGGACGCUAUGGAUCAAUUGCCGCGUUCACUGCACACGUGCUGAGACCUCUAAGAUAUUCAUUUCAGACGACGACUUCUUGCAACUCGUCUUGCGAACCUUUCCCGGCGUCAAAAUCCAGCGCGGUCGCGAUAGUCUAUCUGACGAAAUUAUCGGCAUCCGAGCCCGCUGGCCUGCUCAAGAGCCUGAUCGGACUUUAGCUUGGCUGAAGACGAACUUCGUCAUUGAUAUGCAGGCAACGACUGAAGUCAGUGAAGCGUGGGAACAAUAUUUAUCAGAUACGGCUAUUGACCCUCCGAAGGCAAAGGCCAGGUCCAUAUGCUUGAGAGUCUUUGGGACGCGAUUGAGGAAGACUUUCCCGCAGGCGCAAGCGCAAUAUGAUGUGAGGACUGGCAAGCUGGACAGCUUCAGGGGCUUGAGAAGGAAGACAGAGGAGAUGGGAUGAUGAUG
Molecule: messenger RNA, 4033 nt
Organism: Cercospora beticola
Lineage: Eukaryota; Fungi; Ascomycota; Dothideomycetes; Mycosphaerellales; Mycosphaerellaceae
Cellular component (GO): RSC-type complex
Source: RefSeq, a predicted model, not a curated record